Messenger RNA from Armigeres subalbatus, 748 nucleotides. It is a transcript of the gene mago, whose product is annotated as protein mago nashi. NCBI's taxonomy places the organism in Eukaryota, Metazoa, Arthropoda, Insecta, Diptera, Culicidae. The coding region runs from base 147 to 596 and encodes 149 amino acids. Gene Ontology annotation, cellular component: exon-exon junction complex; catalytic step 2 spliceosome; nucleus. The record is from RefSeq and is a predicted model, not a curated record. Gene Ontology annotation, biological process: RNA splicing. The transcript is spliced from 2 exons.
AACUUUGACAUUAGAAAGUUUUUGCAUCUCGGUUCGGCAUCAUCAGCAAACGCCGUGUUUCCAAAAAAAAAUUGGACCGCUUUCUCCGUCGUUUGUUCCGGGUUUAACACUAUUUGCUACAGAUAACCAUUGCAGGACGUACCGUAAUGGCAUCCAGCACCGAAGAUUUCUACCUGCGGUACUACGUCGGUCACAAGGGCAAAUUCGGGCACGAAUUCCUCGAGUUCGAGUUUCGUCCGGACGGCAAACUGCGGUACGCCAACAACUCCAACUACAAAAACGACACCAUGAUCCGGAAGGAGGCCUAUGUGCACCAGUCGGUGAUGGAAGAGCUGAAGCGUAUCAUAGUGGACUCGGAAAUCAUGCAGGAAGAUGACUCGCUGUGGCCGCCGCCGGAUCGCGUCGGAAGACAGGAGCUGGAAAUUGUCAUUGGCGACGAGCAUAUUUCCUUUACUACCUCCAAGACGGGUUCACUGGUAGACGUCAACCAGUCAAAAGAUCCGGAAGGUCUCCGUUGCUUCUACUAUUUGGUACAGGAUCUGAAAUGUUUGGUAUUCUCGCUGAUCGGUUUGCACUUCAAGAUCAAGCCUAUCUAAGAAGAUAGCAGAAUGUUCGGACGGACAGUGUGUGAAGUCAUUCAUCGACUCAUUUACUUUUACUACUAAAAAUAGUAUUUAAUUCUAUCAUUUUCCGAAAUGUGUGUAUGAAAAAUAACGAUAAAAAGAAAUGUGUUUAACAAAUUUAUAAA